AUGGAAACAACUGCCCAUUUUUCAUCUCGUACGCUUAACCCUAAUCGAAUUCUCCCUGCCUUGUCGACGUGCCGGAAAACGCCCGUUAGAAAAAUCAUGGCUUCAACUAGAGGGACGAAUAAUGGAGGGGAUCAUUACCAAGGUAAGCUUGUAGAUGAAAGCAUGAUUCAGCUACGAAUGCGCAUUAAAGAGAUGAAGGUAUUAGAGAAAAGUGAUGAACUGCCUUCAAAUUGGAUGGAGUGGGAGAAGCAAUACUUUUUGCACUAUAAUGAAGAUAUUUGUAAAGCAAUUGGGUUGCUGCAAAAUUACUUGUUGAAUGUUAGACCAAGUUUAGCACUAGGGAUGAUAGCGCUCCUUAUGCCCAUAGAAGCUCCCCUUGUGGAUGGAUACUGGUCUCAUGAGUCAUCUGACGAAAACAUCUGUUAUCUCCAAGGACAGCAUAACACAAAUUGGACAGUUGCUCAGAGAUUGGGAAAGCAUAGAAGCUUGGCAGGUUUUGUCUCUUCGAUUUUGAACGCCUAA
This is a messenger RNA of Theobroma umbraticum, 522 nucleotides long. RefSeq lists its product as uncharacterized. The record is from RefSeq and is a predicted model, not a curated record. Lineage: Eukaryota; Viridiplantae; Streptophyta; Magnoliopsida; Malvales; Malvaceae.